AUGGGCGACGACAUCGCCUCGACGUUGAGCGGGUUCGCCCUGGGCGAGGUCCUGUCCUCUCUCGACCUCGACACGUCCGCUCUCGGCGCCCUCCAGUCGCAGCUCGGCAUCAAGCGCUCCAACGCCAUCAACCGCGACUCGAUCUACGCCGACAAGUUCGCCGACGACGACGGCGGGCUCGACGACGACGACCUCGAUGACGAGCGCGAGGACUUUGAGGCCAUGAUCGACCGCGAGAUGCGCGAGGAGAAGUACGGCAAGGCCGGCGCGGCGGCCGUCGGCGGCGCGGCCAAGAAGGGCGGGCAAGCUGCAGCGGGUGCGCGCCUCGUCCGGGGCGAGGAGGACGACUUUGACGAGGAGUACGACGAGGAGGACGAGCCCAUGCUCGCGGCGGCGACGGCGGCGGCUACCCCGGUCGUCAAGCAGGAGCCGGCCGACGCCGACGACGCCCUGUUCGGCGCAGCCUCGCCAGCCGCCGGCGCCGGCGCCGCACCCGCACCCGCUCUCGAGGUCGAGGACCUCGCGGCGCCGCCGGCAAAGCAGGCCGACGUCCGCGACCUGUUCCCGUCGUUCGAGCCGGGCAAGGUGCUCGACUUUACCGAGCUGUUCGGCACGAGGCCGCGCAAAAAGCGGCGAGUCAUCACCGAGGGCGUCAAGCUUGCGCUCCCCAACCUGUCCGAGGUCCCUCGAGCCCGUUCCUCUCGCGACGCGCUCGUCGCACCUCUGCGCCCGCUCCCGCCCUCUCGAGACGAUCACGUGCGCCGCCUACUUCUCGAGGCCAAGGUCGAGUCGAUGCGCGAGUCGGGCCAAGCUGCGGGCGAGGAGGAAGGGAGCGAGGACGAGGAGCUGAGGAGGGCGGUCGAGCGCGUCAACCGGCGGUCCAAGGCCAAGUGGAGGGUGCCCGAGGACGACCGAGCGUUCGACCUCGCCGAGCUCGACGAGUGGGAGGACCAGAUCGUGUGGGGCGACGGCCAACGACCACCACCUUCCUCUGCGUUCCCGAAGCCGAUCCAGCACCGCAACCCGCUCUUCGACCAGGGCGGCUGGGUCAAGUCGAUCCUGUGGGACGGCGAGAACGCGGCUCGCGCCGAGUACUUUACGCGCCUCAACCUCAACCUGAACGACACGCAGAUGCUCCUCGAGGUCCAGCACCCGAAGCGCGAAGCCGCGCCAAAAGCCGUCGCGCCCAUCAACGCCCUCGGCUCGGCCGCCAUGCUCGCCCCUCGCGACGAGACGCUCGACCCGUUCAACCUGUCGAACGACCGCGAGUACGAGGUGCCCAAGGAGCAGAAGCGCCAGAUCAUCCGCCAGACGUUCGGCGCGCUCGAGGUCGUCCACGCCUACCCGGCGCAGAAGCUCCAGCUGCCCUUUUACAAGACGCGCCUGUCCAAGGCCGACACGCGCUCGUUCCACCGCCCCGCGCUCCAGUUCCCGCAGAACGUGCCCAUCGCCUUCUCCAAGGUGCGCUCCAAGAAGAAGAAGGACAAGCACGGCCGCAAGAUCAAGAAGAGCGAGGGCGCCGAGGCGCUGCGCGGCAUGCAGGACAUCACGCUCAAGGACACGAGCAACUUUGUCCUGUGGGAGUACUCGGAGGAGCACCCGCCCAUCAUCUCGAACGUCGGCAUGGGCUCGAUCAUCGUCAACUACUACCGCAAGAAGGCGGCCGACGACCCGUUCAUCCCGAAUCUCGAGGUCGGCCAGCCGCUCCUGCUCGAGGGCACCGACGAGUCGCCGUUCAAGAUGUUCGGCUUCGUCCACCCUGGCCAGACCGUGACGACGCUGUACAACAACUUGGUGCGGGCGCCCAUGUUCAAGCACGAGGUCCCCGAGACCGACUUUCUCGUCGUCCGGGUCACGAUCGACGGCGACACGCACUACUACAUCCGCUCGAUCCCGCACCUGUACAUCGUCGGCCAGACGUACCCGCAGAGCGAGGUGCCCGGCCCGCACUCGCGCAAGGUGACGACGCUCCAGAAGAACCGCCUCAUGACGAUCGCGUUCAAGCUCGUCCACAAGAACAAGGACUCGCGCAUCAAGGUGCACCGCCUCACGCGGUACUUUCCCGACCACAACGACCUGCAGAUGCGCCAGAAGCUCAAGGAGUUCAUGGAGUUUGUGCGCAAGGGCGACAACCAGGGCUUUUGGAUGGUCAAGCCGUCGGUCCAGGUCCCGAACGAGUUCGAGAUGCUCAAGAUGGCCGAGCCCGAGACGGUCUGCCUCGCCGAGUCGAUGCAGGUCGGCCUGCGCACGCUCCAAGACGCCGGCUACACCAACGGCGCCGAGGAGGGCGGCGCCGGCGAGGACGACUCGAAGCUCGACACGGAGCAGCAGCUCGCGCCCUGGAUCACGACCAAGAACUUCGUCAACGCCAACGCCAACAAGGCCAUGCUCAAGCUUCACGGCGACGGCGACCCGUCGGGCCGAGGCGAGGCGUUCAGCUUCCUGCGCGUCAGCAUGAAGGACAUCUUCCUCCGUGCCGGCGAGUCGAUGGAGGAGCGACUUGCCGAGAUGUCGAACCGCCCCAAGUCGGCGCACAAGUACAACGUCCAGGAGCAGCAGGACAUCUACAAGGAGGAGAUCGCGCGCAUCUGGAAGGCGCAGUGGGACUCGCUCAGCACCCAGCGCGAGCCGCUCCUCACGCAGGAGGACGAGGACCGCCACCGCGGGCGCCUCAUCGCCGCCAAGAAGGCGAGCCUCAAGGCCGCCGCCGGCGCGGCCGCGUCCGCCUCGGCCGCCGACACGCCCGCGAGCGCCUCGGGCACGCCCGCCGCCUUUCGCGCCGGGACGCCCGGCAGUCGAGCCGGCUCGGUCGACCUCGACGACGGCGCGAGCGUCGUCAGCAAGCCCGAUGGGCGCGGCGGCGGCGGCGGCGGCAAGGCCAAGACGCUCCGCAUCCGGCGGCUCAUCGGCGGCGUGUGGGAGACCGAGAUCGUGCGCGACCCGAGCGUCAUCAAGGCCUACAUGCACCAACGGUCGGUCGUCGACGAGGAAAAGCUCGAGGCCGACGAGCUGCUGCCGUCGGACGACGAGAGCAAGAACGAGCGUCGCCGCAAGCGCCUUAAGGAGCAGCUCGAGAAGCUCAAGCGCAACCAGGAGCGCCGCCUCGCGCGCAAGAACCAGAAGCUCGGCAUCCAGCCGGGCCAGGUCGGCGUCGGCGGCAAGAAGCACAUCAAGACCGAGACGACGCGCAUCUGCGGCAACUGCGGUCAGCGAGGCCACAUGAAGACGAGCCGCAAGCUGUGCCCGAGGUGGGCCGAGUUCAACCAGCCCAAGACGACCGACACGACGGCCUCGCUCCCGACCUCGUUCGGCGGCGGCCUCGCCCUUCCCGCCAUGGGCGCCGCGCCCGCGCCCAAGCCCAAGCCGCCUGCGCCCUCGAAGCCCGGCGCGCUCAAGGUCAAGAUCGGAGGGGGCGGCGGCGGCGGUGGAGCAGGAGCGGCGGGAGGAGGUGCUGGCUCGCCGCCGCCGCCGGGCGCGGCGGGUGGGACGCCCGGACCGGCGUCGACGCCUGCAGUGGCGAGCCCUGCGCCUGCGCCCGGCCCAUGAUCGUC
Molecule: messenger RNA, 3551 nt
Organism: Rhodotorula graminis WP1
Lineage: Eukaryota; Fungi; Basidiomycota; Microbotryomycetes; Sporidiobolales; Sporidiobolaceae
Exons: 13
Coding region: 1-3546 (1181 amino acids)
Biological process (GO): transcription by RNA polymerase II; RNA polymerase II preinitiation complex assembly
Cellular component (GO): transcription factor TFIID complex
Molecular function (GO): histone acetyltransferase activity; RNA polymerase II general transcription initiation factor activity; TBP-class protein binding
Source: RefSeq, a predicted model, not a curated record